GAACAAUUUCUUUUAUUUCACUUGUCAUGGUUAUAGCUUUUUGACCAUAAACUUGUACUUUACACCCCAUGACUGCAUCAAAGGUUACUGUGAAGCCAGUUGACGCCACUUAUGCUCAAAUUAUCUGUGAUCUCGGAAAACGCACAUUUCGUGAUACUUACAGUGCUUCUUCAACGCCGCAAAAAGAUUUAGAAGUAUGUAUGAACGAGAAUUACAACUACGAUAUACAGCGCAAGGAGCUUAGCGAUCCAGCUAUGCAUUCAUUUAUCGCUUUUGAUGAGCACGGUACUGCGAUUGGAUUUGCACAGCUUCGGCAGAGAAAGGACAACUAUGAUUUCAUUGGUGAUAAAGAGGCUGUUGAACUGCAAAGAAUUUAUGUGGAUAAAGAGUUUACGGGUAAGGGGGUUGGCAAAGCACUUCUAUCUGCCGCUCUCGAAAAGGCGAAGGAACUCGGUAAAAGAACCAUUUGGUUAGGCGUUUGGGAACACAAUUUCAAGGCUAUGGCUUUCUAUGAAAGCUUUGGCUUUUACAAGGCAGGAAGGCACAUAUUCAAAGUUGGGGAUCAGCAAGAUUUAGAUUUUGUUUACGCAAAGAAACUUUAAUACUUCCUAGAUUUACCAAUAUAAUUUCAAAGAUGCUUCUGAAACCAAGGAUGUACAUUCAACGCUAGCGAGACAGGAUCAUAAAUAAUACGACUGGAGCAGUUAAUAGAAUUGAACUAUAAUUAACAUAAUCGUUUUCUUAUUGUUGGUUUACGCUAGAUAUAAUACUGUUUGACCUUUCUUUUAGUAGAUUACAAUAAGAGUGUGUGUUCAGUAGCUUUCAAGAUAAUAGUGAAAAGGCUGGUUAUUUUAAAUGAGUAAAAUAGUUUUGAAGUAUUGUAGCAAAAAUUGAGAGGGCACAUUGUCAUUAAAUAUAGUUUACAGGAUCGUCUUUCACAUCAGUCCCCGAGUGACUACAAUAACUUGGCUGUUUAAGUUAAGAAUUAAGUAUAGUUUCUUACAAAGAAUACCAUUAAGCUUCUGAAAAAUCCAAAUUAAUGUGCUU
Messenger RNA from Mycotypha africana, 1047 nucleotides. RefSeq names its product acyl-CoA N-acyltransferase. The coding region runs from base 69 to 602 and encodes 177 amino acids. Lineage: Eukaryota; Fungi; Mucoromycota; Mucoromycetes; Mucorales; Mycotyphaceae. The transcript has a single exon. The record is from RefSeq and is a predicted model, not a curated record. Gene Ontology annotation, molecular function: acyltransferase activity, transferring groups other than amino-acyl groups.